Molecule: messenger RNA, 2993 nt
Organism: Bradysia coprophila
Lineage: Eukaryota; Metazoa; Arthropoda; Insecta; Diptera; Sciaridae
Product: phosrestin-2
Biological process (GO): signal transduction; G protein-coupled receptor internalization
Cellular component (GO): cytoplasm
Molecular function (GO): G protein-coupled receptor binding
Source: RefSeq, a predicted model, not a curated record
UGUUGAACAGUUUCAGUUUUCGUGAGACGGUUAACCGGGACUGACAUCUUAUCUGGUUCACAUUCGAAAAGUCAUUUGAAAUUAUCACCUACGGUUAACACUAGAGGAUUUGCUGUGUAUUAAAGAAGAGGAAAGAAACAAAAAAAAAGUGACAAACGAUGUAAAUGGAUUAUCAGUGAUGAUUGAUACUUUAAAAUGAAUUUCGGCUGAAAAAGAAAAAUUCUCUUCAGUGAAGUUUUAAAAGAGAAAAUUGUUUAGGGAACUUUUGUGGUUGGUUUCUUAUUCGGUUGAGAGUUGGAAUGGUGGAAUGAAAAAUUCAUUAGUUUAAGUUGAACCGAAUUAAUGUGACAGCAUACUAAUUCGGUCAAAAAUGAUCGGCUAAUUUCAACUUGAAUGAUAUGUUGCCCAGGAAACCUUGUGAACAUACACAAUUCAGCGCUCAGAAACAUCACAAUGAAACAUUCGUAGAGUUUUAUUUACUUUCGAUUAAAAGUAAUUUUGGAUCAUAGGCAACGUUUCAGUAUAACAAACACAUAACAUAAAUCAUUCGUUAUAAUAUACAUGUCGUUACGUGCACAGUAAUAGUAAAAUGUGAAUAUAAAACUGUACCUAAGUAAAUGUUUGGCGUAUGUAUAUACACAACCAAGCUAUAGACAUAAUCGUAUAGACGCAACAUGUGGCUCGUAAAAUGUGAUAUUAAUAUGCCCGACUGGAGUCGCUCGGAAAGAAUGAUAGUGAGAAGUAAACAUUCAAUAAGUGAUUUUCAAUGCUUUUUUUAACAUCUCCACGUAAAACGAACAAUGUUAUUUGUGUGUGAUCUAAUAACGAAAAACGAAGCGAAAAUCUAAUCAACAUUUUCCUACAACGCACAUCAUGUCGGAGGAUAUCGAAAAGGAUGUGACUGUUGAUGAGACAAAGGAUUCUUUUCCGGAUCUGAAAAAGCUGAAAGAUGAUUUGGGAUCGCAAAGGGUUUUCAAGAAAACGUCACCGAAUUCAGUGCUAACUCUGUAUUUGGGCACCAGAGAUGUGAUAUGUCGACGAGGUGCCGUCGAACCAUUGCGUGGCGUAAUUUUUCUUGAUCCGAAAUUUGUUCCUAAUCACAAAAUAUUCGGCCAACUGACGCUGACAUUUAGAUACGGUCGUGAGGACGAAGAAGUUAUGGGAUUGAAGUUUUGUAACGAAGCUAUAAUUGCCUUAAAACAAAUUUGGCCUAGAACACAGGAGACCGAAGAAUUGUCACAACUACAGCAAGCACUCAUCGAUAGAUUAGGUAAAAAUGCUCAUCCAUUUUCUUUGGAGAUUGGUCAGUUGGCACCGCCAAGUGUACAGUUGAUUCCAGCGAAACGCUAUAACGGUGCACCCAUUGGCACGAGCUACGACAUCCGGAUUCACAUGGGUACGACAUUAAAUAUUCCCACAAAUUCAGUUGAAAAUCAAUUAACUCUACACAAUGUAGCUGAACAAGACGAGGAACGAUUGCAACGCCGCAGUAUGGUACGAUUGGGCGUUCGCGUGAUCCACAAAGUUCCUGCCGAAGCGAAACUGUAUCAGUUACCGAAUAGUUCCAAUUCGACCAUACUGCCACGAACAUUGAGACUACGGCUGUCGCCGAAAGCACUGAAGUUAGCGAAUAAAUUCACUACCACAGCAAGUACAGCUGCGAACAGUGUCGAGGAACACGAGCCACAAGUGAAACAGGAUAAUGUCGGUUCGAUGUCACGUAUCGAUGUGGGUGGCUCAUUUCAACGGUUCGGUGAGAGUAGGGGACCGGAAGGAUCGGUUGAUAAACCCUUUCUAUGGACGGACGGUCGUGUCAGUUUGAGAGCAGCUUUAAACAAAUCAGCAUAUGGCCAUGGCGAACACAUAUCAGUUACGAUAGAUGUACGAAACAAUAGCAGAAAAAUUAUACGGAAAAUUAGGAUAUUUGCUGUUCAACACGUCGAUGUAUGCAUGUUCAGCAAUGGUAAGUUCAAAAACGUUGUAGCCGAUAUCAACGAAAAUCACGAAAUACGACCGGGCGAACUACAUCGUAAGGUAUACUCACUGCUUCCAAUCAAAGGUCCAACUAAGAACUGGAUUGCCGUUGAAGGAUCACCAUCACAUAGUGGAAUGGCGGACAGCAUUCCACUGGUAAAUUACAGCUACAAAAUAGCGUCCAGUGCACCGAGAGGGCCCCAAAUAGCCGACGAACGUAAUGUGUUUGCCAUCUAUGUAUCUUACUACAUUAAGGUCAAAUUAGCUCUAAGUGGUAUGGGCGGUGAAGUGACAUUGAAAUUGCCAUUUAUUCUUGGUCACAUUGAUGAUGGCUCUACGGAUAAUCAAGACUGUAACGAUGUAGCAAAGAAAUUUGAUAAGAAAAUUGAGGGUGAUGUUGCUACUGAAGUCGCUUCAGGUAAUGAUGAUGGAGUCAAUGGUAAGUCGAAAAUUACUGUAGAACCAACCGACAUCGGAGAUGCUGAAACCGGAGCCAAUGGAAUAAAAACGAUUGCAAAAUGUAGGAACGAAAAUGGUUUGAGUAUCGAUGUGAUUGUCGAGGAUAUGAGUGACCAAAAAAUUGAAUCGAAUAGUGGCGAUGGCAUAGGGGCUGGCCCACGUGCUCGGAUGAGUAGUUCGACUAAUUGUAACGAAACUGAACGAAAUAUAAAUGUUGUUACUGCACAAAUUCAUUCGUCAGCUGUUUAAAUGGAUUGAUAUUAUAAUUAGAGAAGAUAAAUAAAAUUAGACGAAAAACUAAACCUAUCAAAAUAAAAAUUCUGAAAACUUUUUAGUAUUAAGAUUCACAGACUGAUGUUUAUUCUUAGAACUUUUUUUUUGUAUAAUUUCGAGAGAAAUCCUCUUAACUACUGGAACUGGGAAACGACUUAGAAAAAAAAAAGUUAAGAAAAACAGUAGAACAUUAAUGCUAACUAACUGAAAGUGUAAUGAUAUUUUUCAAUGUUGUACCACUCUUUAAAUUGAAUUAGAAAAGAAAAAUAAAAAGAAAAAUUUAUGAA